Messenger RNA from Gekko japonicus, 1416 nucleotides. Its product is annotated as zona pellucida sperm-binding protein 3-like. NCBI's taxonomy places the organism in Eukaryota, Metazoa, Chordata, Lepidosauria, Squamata, Gekkonidae. Gene Ontology annotation, cellular component: extracellular matrix. The record is from RefSeq and is a predicted model, not a curated record. Gene Ontology annotation, molecular function: acrosin binding. The transcript has 11 exons. Gene Ontology annotation, biological process: positive regulation of acrosome reaction; binding of sperm to zona pellucida; egg coat formation.
AUGGGCGGCUCAGGGCAGCUCAGCGUCGCCGUGCUGUGCUUCACAGCCACCUUAGUUGCCUCUUACAAUCCUUGGGAUUUCUCUGGGAGACACGUGGGCCUCUUGAGCCGUCCCAGAACGGCUGCUCCUGAAAGGCAGCUUGUGGAUUCUCCUGUCUGGUCCCGUUCCAAUUCCUGGGCCGUGGUGGACGUCUCCCAGCCGAGAGCUUUGUCCGCCUUGACCCCCGUUUCGGUGCAGUGCGAGGAGGCCCAGUUGGUGGUCAUGGUGAAGAGGGACCUGUUUGGGACGGGGAGGUUGGUCCAAGCGGCCGACCUCAGCCUGGGCGCCUCCGGCUGUAAGCACACCUCCCUCGACGCUGCCAAGGAGACGGUGGUCUUUGCAGCUGGGCUCCACGAAUGCGGUAGCACCUUGCAGAUGACUCCAGACUCUCUGAUCUACAGCACCCGUCUCUACUACAAACCCGCGCUUGGAAGCAACCCGGUCAUCAUUCGAACCAGCCCUGUCGAGGUCCCCAUUGAGUGCCAUUACCCAAGGUGGGGCCCUGUGAAAUCCUGCCUCUAAGUCCCAACCAAUGCUCCCUCUAAGCUGUGUCCCUGCACUACAGGGUCGGCCCUGUUUCUCCUCAAUUGCCUUCCAGAUGACUGGACAGCCGAGAGAACCUCUAAGAGGUACCAGCUGGGAGAUGCCAUGCACGUGCAGGCGGACGUGAACACGGUCAACCACGUGGCUCUGAGGCUCUUUGUCGACCACUGUGUUGCCACCCUGAGUCCGAACAGAGAAACCUCUCCCAGAUACUCAAUUAUCAACUUCCACGGGUGCCUGGUGGAUGGGAGAUCGGAGGACUCCAGUUCCGCCUUUGUGUCUCCCAGGACCAGACCGGACUCUCUCCGGUUCACAGUCGAUGCCUUUAGGUUUGCCCAGGAACAGGGAGACCUGGUCUACAUCACUUGCCACUUGAAAGUCGUUGCUGGCGACCAGUCCCCGGAUGCUCUGAACAAGGCGUGCUUCUUCAACAAAGCACGGACCAGCUGGUCUGCGCUCGAAGGCCCUGACGGCAUCUGCCGCUGCUGUGAGACCGGGAAUUGUGGGAUAAGCCCUGGUCAGUCCCCAGGAGCUAACUCUUGGUGGAGAGGGCCGGGUGGGCGCUUCCGGAGAGAACUCCCUUCCGCCCAGGGGGAGUCCUCCAUGGGUGAAAGAGAAGCUGACGUUCUGGUGGGACCCUUCAUACUGGAGGAGCUCAAGACGUCCACGUACCUCGAAGACGAGAGGAAGUCGAGGGCGACGUCACAAGAUGCCCACGAGAAGUCUGUGCUUAUCAUGAUGGGACUGACGGUCAUGACUGGUCUGCUGGCCUCCGCCUUGGUGGUGCUGGCAUUUCUCCUGGGCUGCAGGAAAAACAGACGCUCCAACGUUUGA